Penicillium roqueforti is the source of this 582-nucleotide messenger RNA. RefSeq names its product D-aminoacyl-tRNA deacylase. Bases 1 to 582 code for a protein of 193 amino acids. The record is from RefSeq and is a predicted model, not a curated record. Gene Ontology annotation, biological process: tRNA metabolic process. Gene Ontology annotation, molecular function: D-tyrosyl-tRNA(Tyr) deacylase activity. Gene Ontology annotation, cellular component: cytoplasm. The transcript has 5 exons. NCBI's taxonomy places the organism in Eukaryota, Fungi, Ascomycota, Eurotiomycetes, Eurotiales, Aspergillaceae.
AUGAAAGUCAUCAUCCAAAGAGUCAAAUCGGCAUCCGUGACAGUCGAUUCGGAGCUAGUCUCCUCUAUUGGCAAGGGCCUUCUUGUAUUUGCUGGCGUUGGCAAAGAGGAUACCGAGAAGGAAGCAGAGAAUAUCGUGAAAAAGAUACUGAAGGCCAAGUUCUGGCCCGAUGAGAAUGGGGUACAAUGGAAAAAGAAUGUUCAGGAGAUUGAGGGAGAAGUACUAUGUGUCUCCCAAUUCACCCUCUAUGCAAAAAUGAAGAAAGGCAACAAACCCGACUUUCAUGAUGCAGCUGGCCCUGAAGCUGCACGCAGAAUCUAUGACUUCUUUUAUGACAAGAUGCGGGAAGGUUAUACUCCAGACCGGGUCAAAAAUGGUGUCUUCCAAGCCAUGAUGGAGGUCGAAUUGAAGAACGACGGGCCGGUGGGUGUGAACUACUGCAGCGAGGACGCGGCGGUCACAAUCGAAAUCAAUACCAAUCUUCCCAAAAAGGAACCCAAGGAGCAGAAAAAUGACGACAAGGAUAAACAGGACAUCAAGGGAUCUUUUGAAUUCCAAAUUCCCCCAGAAUUGCUGCAGUGA